This is a messenger RNA of Perca fluviatilis (European perch), 2144 nucleotides long. RefSeq names its product protein kinase C and casein kinase substrate in neurons protein 3-like. Gene Ontology annotation, molecular function: phospholipid binding; protein binding. The coding region runs from base 411 to 1574 and encodes 387 amino acids. Gene Ontology annotation, biological process: cytoskeleton organization; plasma membrane tubulation; regulation of endocytosis. The record is from RefSeq and is a predicted model, not a curated record. The transcript is spliced from 11 exons. Gene Ontology annotation, cellular component: cytoplasm; endosome; plasma membrane. Lineage: Eukaryota; Metazoa; Chordata; Actinopteri; Perciformes; Percidae.
AGAAGGAGGGGGAUUCUUCCAGCUGUUUUUGUUGAAAGUGAGAGGGUGCUAGUCAAAGAGCUGAACAGCCUAAUAGGGAGUAAAGCCAGGGAGUUAAAGAAGCAAAGAAUGGGGUUAAAGUAGGGAACAGAGCAGGAAGAGUUCAUGACUGUGAACUAGAAUACCACAGCUGACGGGGAAGGAAAGCAAGAAAGAUCAACGUGUGUGUAACUUUAAGUGCAAAGGGAAAAUUGGGUCAGUGAGAGAGGAGAGAGGGAGAGAAGCAUGUGUUAGAGGAGGAGAAGCACACUCGGAAAGGGGGAGACGUACAGAGAAAUGGAGAGAAAAUCCUCAGCAGCCCUUGAACUACAGUAACAAGUGGUCACUUGAGUAAUCACUGGUGAUUCAGAGAGAAAUACACGUUCCCAAUAAUGGCGAGUCUUCCCAAAGAGCCAGCUCAGGAUGCCAAGAAACAGAGCUUCUGGAUGCCGGGGAAUUAUGUGCGUACAGUGCACCGAACUGAAAAGUCCUUCCAGGCUUGCAACGACAUUGUGGCCUGCUUCAUGGAGAGAGCAAAAGUAGAAAAACAGUACGCCCAGCAGCUCAGCCAGUGGAGCAGCAAGUGGAAGACUAUAGUGGAUUCUCGGCCACUUUAUGGCUCCCUCAUGAGAGCGUGGCAAUGUUUCUUCACCUCCACCGAGCGUUUGUCCGCCCUCCACUCCUCUAUCUCCCAGUCACUCAUGGCGGAGGAAGGGACCCGGGUGAAGACCUGGCAGAAGGAGAUAUUUCCAAAGAAACUCUUCUGUGGGUUCAGGGAGAGUCACGACAACAACACAAGUUUUUCUCGUGCGCAGAAACCUUGGUCUAAAAAGACGAUGAAGCUGGAGAAGGCCCGAGUUGCAUAUCACAAGUCCUGUCAGAGGGAGCAAACAGCCCUCGACAAAGAGAAACAAGCAAAUGGAAACACUGAGAUGAGUCCAGAGAAAAAGCAGAAAAUCACGGAGGCCAGAGAGAAGAUCACAGAGGAGAAAGAAAAGAGUAGAGACCGCUACGAGAAAAUGCUGGAGGACGUGACGUCCUACACACCUCGCUACAUGGAGGAGAUGGAAGCCAUUUUUGAACUGUCACAGGAGGAGGAGAGGAAGAGGAUCAGCUUUCUGAAGCAGACUUUCCUCUCCAUCCACAGACAUCUUGACAUCACCAACAAUGAGAGUGUGAAGGUGGUCUACAGUGAGCUUCACAACACUCUGAUGUCCAUCAGUGAGCAAGAUGAUCUUAAAUGGUGGAAGAACAACCAUGGUCCUGGCAUGCCCACCGACUGGCCAAAGAUUGAAGAAUGGGUCCCACCAGUAAAAAAACUAAAUAGAAAGAAGAGAGACCAGAAAAGAAAAGAGGGCCAACCUGUGAUGAUUGGGGGUGUGAAGGUGCGAGCUUUGUACGACUACGUGGGAGAGGAGGGCGAUGAGCUGUCCUUUAAAGCAGGUGAAGUGUUCCUGAAGGUGGAGGAGGAGGACGACCAGGGCUGGUGUCGAGGAGUCCUGAGCGGAGGGAAGGAGGGCUUCUACCCAGCAAAUUAUGUUGAAGUUACAGAGUGACUUUCCCCUGUCUAAUAUACAAUGUCCUAAACUUAUUUAUCACAGAAAGUUAGUUUUCAAAUCUUCCAAAAAAAACAAACAAUUAUUAUUAUUAUUAUUAUUAUUAUUAUAUGUUGUCACUGAUUCUGAGUUAAUGUCAGAUAUAAUCUGUUCCCAAGUAUUUUAUAAAUAUACAAUUUGUUAAGACCUUAAUAUUCUAACCUACUUUGGUUUGAGUAGGCUAAUUCUGCAAAAUGAAUUAACUUAUCAAAGACUAAAUGUACCGUUUGUUUGUGCAGGAGCUGUAUGUGUAUAUGUGUGAUUGCGUUUGUUUGUUUGUUUGCAUGCAUGUGUGCACAUUAAAACGAAACAAAAGAGAACUAAAGAGGAUAUUUAUUUACUGCCAUCAUGUCCUUAGAUCACUGUAAUGAAGAAAGCUGUUACAUGAGCUUUUCCCAGGCACAGGUUUACAAUGAUGGGAGCACACAAAGUUAAUGUUUACUUAAUAUGCAUUAUGUAGAAGCACAUAUAAGUUACUUUGACUGAGGGAAAGGAUUUUCAAAAUAAAUGUGUAAUUGUUUUGCCUCUAAA